AUGGGCAAACGCAACAAUCAUCGGCGCCGCCGGUUGACACCUAGUCUCAAGCUCUCCCGAGAGCCUCCCCGUAUCAAUCAUUCAUCGGGAGCAACGGGCCCAACGUCACCGCCAGAAACCCCCACCGGAUCGCCACACAUGGCCCGCAAGCCACCACAACACUCGGCCGUUUAUUUUGGCUACUCUGGUCGUCCACUGGAACAGGACCCUAACAUCAAACCGGUUGGUCAUGGUCAUCAAUUUAGCUAUCGGAGAGUCAUUGGACCGGAGCAGUUGAGCCCUAGGUCAUCGUCAUCGGAUGAGUCUGAGGGAGAAGAGGAACAAGCAGGAGAAGAGUUGGACGAUGAUUCGUCUGUGUCCGAUAUAGCACGGCCCCAGAGUAUCAUCAAUUCUACUGCAGCGUCUUCUGAGGAUGCAAGUUCUGGUCCGGAUGAUGAGACCUCCGGGGAUGGAGACGACGAGGAUGACGAGGACGCGGAUGAUGAAGACCGCGGAGUGGGGGAAGAAGACUAUGAAGAAGAAGCAGGAGAGGAAGAAGAACACGUGGAAGUCAAUGCACGACCUUUCUUCCGUCUGCCUUCGGAGCCUGAAACAGUAUCCAUUUCAGCAGCGGGCUCAGAGGCAGGAGAUGAAGCAGCCCGUCAGUCCCGAGUCGCAGCUGUCCCGUCCAGCGCCGCUUCGGGCUGUGAGUUCACAGUUGAAGACAUAGAUCCCAUGGACAGUAGCUGCGAGGGUCUCGAGGUUCUCCUUCCAACAGAGAUUGAGUCCAAUCGAAGUCGCUCAAGGUCCCGUCACAAAUACUUUGAUAAAGGGAUGGUGCGGGACUUUAAGAACCUCAAUUGCAGCAACGACGUGUCGGAGAAUGAAGUAGAUGCCGAGGGUGAAUUAGGUAUGGAUACUGAAAGUGUCUUUCUGAAGAGGCAGAAGGAGAUCCGGCGAAACAGAAGGGUUAGCAUGUCGAGUACCGGGAAGCGAACGCACAGCGAGUUCAGCGAGUUCACCGACUCAGACAACUCUGACACCGGCGGUCUUGAUGUCAACGAGGUUGGAUCGAGCGCGCGAAAACUGCGAAAACGCCUGCACCGAGGCAGCCUGCUUUUCCAAGACCCUCCCGCUCCACGUAUCGACGAGCUUGAUGAGCCGGACUCCAGCGAGAAUGAAUAUGAUGCUGCGGAUCCACUGGCUCGCGAGCUUCCGUACUGGACAAUGGAGAUUAUGGAGGUAGAAUCGCCAUAA
Metarhizium robertsii ARSEF 23 is the source of this 1236-nucleotide messenger RNA. RefSeq lists its product as uncharacterized. The record is from RefSeq and is a predicted model, not a curated record. The coding region runs from base 1 to 1236 and encodes 411 amino acids. The transcript has a single exon. NCBI's taxonomy places the organism in Eukaryota, Fungi, Ascomycota, Sordariomycetes, Hypocreales, Clavicipitaceae.